AUGGAGACCCGUCAGGUGUCCAGGAGCCUUCGGCUGCGGCUGCUGCUGCUGCUGCUGCUGCUUGUGCCUUGGGGCACCCGCACUGCCUCAGGUGUUGCCCUGCCCCCCGCAGGGGUCUUCAGCCUCCACACCCCUGGCCGGGCCUCGGCGGGUCCAGCCACCCGCCUGUCGCGACGGAGCCUGGCGCUGGCGGACGACGCGGCCUUCCGGGAGCGCGCGCGGCUGCUGGCCGCCCUCGAGCGCCGCCACUGGCUGAACUCGUACCUGCACAAGCUGCGGGUGCUCGGCGCGCCCUAA
This is a messenger RNA of Castor canadensis (American beaver), 297 nucleotides long. RefSeq names its product parathyroid hormone 2 (gene Pth2). Gene Ontology annotation, cellular component: extracellular region. The record is from RefSeq and is a predicted model, not a curated record. Gene Ontology annotation, biological process: neuropeptide signaling pathway. Lineage: Eukaryota; Metazoa; Chordata; Mammalia; Rodentia; Castoridae.